Polychytrium aggregatum is the source of this 2311-nucleotide messenger RNA. RefSeq names its product heat shock protein 70 family. The record is from RefSeq and is a predicted model, not a curated record. The coding region runs from base 96 to 2105 and encodes 669 amino acids. Gene Ontology annotation, cellular component: mitochondrion; cytoplasm. Gene Ontology annotation, molecular function: ATP binding; misfolded protein binding; ATP-dependent protein folding chaperone. Lineage: Eukaryota; Fungi; Chytridiomycota; Chytridiomycetes; Polychytriales. Gene Ontology annotation, biological process: cellular response to unfolded protein; protein refolding. The transcript is spliced from 2 exons.
CGGCCGCCGCCGUCAUAAAUAGCGCAUGCCCGCGUGGCUGAUUCUGGCCACGGGCUUCUCCUUCUGUCCGAUCUCGCCUCUCCCAGAUACCGACCAUGUACUCCUCGAGACUCUCCCGUCCUCUGCUGAACUCGGCCCGCGCUGCCAGCGCCACCGCCCGCGUUGCUCGCCCCUCGGUGUUCAUGCGCCAUGCCAGUGACAAGGUCCAGGGCGCCGUCAUCGGUAUCGAUCUGGGAACCACCAACUCGUGUGUCUCCGUCAUGGACGGCAAGACCCCCCGCGUCAUUGAGAACUCGGAGGGUGGCCGCACCACCCCCUCGAUCGUCGCCUUCUCCAAGGACGGCGAGCUCAUUGUCGGCACCCCCGCCAAGCGCCAGGCCGUCGUCAACCCUGAGAACACCCUCUAUGCCACCAAGCGUCUGAUCGGCCGGCGCUUCGACGACCCCAACGUCCAGCGCGACUCCAAGAUUGUCCCCUUCAAGAUUGUCAAGCACUCGAACGGCGACGCCUGGCUCGAGGCCCGCGGCAAGAAGUACUCGCCCUCCCAGAUCGGUGGCUUUGUCCUCAUGAAGAUGAAGGAGACCGCCGAGGCCUUCCUCAACACCUCCGUCAAGAACGCCGUCGUCACCGUCCCUGCCUACUUCAACGACGCCCAGCGCCAGGCCACCAAGGACGCCGGCCAGAUUGCCGGUCUCAACGUCCUCCGUGUCAUCAACGAGCCCACCGCUGCCGCCCUCGCCUACGGCCUCGACAAGGUCGGCGACAAGAUUGUUGCCGUUUACGAUCUCGGUGGUGGUACCUUUGAUAUCUCCAUCCUCGAGAUCCAGAAGGGUGUCUUUGAGGUCAAGUCCACCAACGGUGACACCCAUCUCGGUGGUGAGGACUUUGACAACGCCAUGGUCAACCACAUUGUCGCCGAGUUCCAAAAGUCCAACCAGAUCGAUCUCCGCAAGGACCUGAUGGCCCUGCAGCGCAUCCGCGAGGCUUCCGAGAAGGCCAAGAUCGAGCUGUCGUCCACCCCCCAGACCGAGAUCAACCUGCCCUACAUCACCGCCGACGCCACCGGCCCCAAGCACAUCAACCUGAAGCUCACCCGCGCCCAGUUCGAGGGCCUCACCAAGGACCUGAUGGACCGCACCAUCCAGCCCUGCAAGACCGCCAUCAAGGAUGCCGGUGUCAGCACCGGCGACAUCAACGAGGUCAUCCUCGUCGGUGGUAUGUCCCGUGUCCCCAAGGUCCAGGAGAUUGUCAAGUCGCUCUUUGGCCGUGACCCCUCCAAGAGCGUCAACCCCGAUGAGGCCGUUGCCAUCGGCGCUGCCAUCCAGGGUGGUGUCCUCUCCGGCGAGGUCACCUCCAUCCUCCUGCUCGAUGUUACCCCUCUCUCGCUCGGUAUCGAGACCCUCGGUGGUGUCUUCACCCGUCUGAUCUCGCGCAACACCACCAUCCCCACCAAGAAGUCCCAGGUCUUCUCCACCGCCGCCGAUGGCCAGACCCAGGUCGAGAUCAAGGUCUUCCAGGGCGAGCGUGAGCUCGUCCGCGACAACAAGCUCCUCGGCCAGUUCAACCUCGUUGGCCUGCCCCCUGCUCCCCGCGGUGUCCCCCAGAUCGAGGUCACCUUCGACAUUGACGCCGACGGUAUCGUCAACGUCUCUGCCAAGGACAAGGCCACCAACAAGGACCAGUCCAUCACCAUCGCCGCCUCCUCGGGUCUCUCUGACGCCGAGAUCGAGAAGAUGAUUGUCGAGGCUGAGAAGCACGCCGAGGCCGACAAGGCCCGCAAGGACGUCAUCGAGGCCGUCAACCACGCCCAGUCCAUCAUCAACGACACCGAGAAGGCCAUGGGCGAGUUCAAGGACCAGCUCGACAAGGAGGAGGAGACCAAGAUCCGCAACCAGAUCACCGAGCUCCGCGAGCUCAUUAGCAAGGACCCUGAGCAGCUCACCCCCGAGAAUGUCAAGGAGAAGUACGACGAGCUCCAGCAAGGCUCCCUGAAGCUCUUCGAGAUGGUCUACAAGAAGCGCGCCUCGGAUGGUGAUGCCAGCAAGACCGAGGACAAGACCGUUGACGCCGACUUCAAGGACGCCAAGGACGAGAAGAAGAACUAAGUGCGCGCUGCCGUGCUCCCCGCUCCCCACCGUUUUGCUUGCAAUCAUGCCUUUUUCUUCCUUUCUUCCUUUUCUUCCUCCUGCUUGACGGCACAUCUUUGCUUCCCGCACUUGCUCUGGAGGGAACCUGCUUUCGCUCCAUUCCCACGCCGUCCCCUCCCGCCGCCUUCUCUUCGAUUCUAUUUUUUUGCAUGUAUUUAGACCCA